GGCAGUCCGUUUCAUAUUCUGUAAUUCUGUUCGCUCGACAGAUCAACCAUCCAUAGGGCUUGACCCGUGUGGACUCUUGAUGAAUACCAAUUGACUAGACAAGCAUCUGUCCAAUAUGUCGGCUUUCUCGAGCGCUGACGAUAACUCUCUUGGCCAUACGUCUUGUCUAUAGUCGCUCACAUCUUUGCUCGUUGGCACUGGUCCCACUUGACGAGAUUCAGGAGUCUUCAUCCGACAGUCAUUCAUUCAUAUAUCGCAAGUCAACACUCUUUUCCACGGGGUUACCAUCGCUGCCACUCUCUCAUUGUUUGUGCUGAAUCCAUCAAUUAUUAGUCACUCGUUUGUUAUAAGCAGAACUAGAUUCACCCAUUCGUCAUGAAGUGGGAGUCAUUCUUUUUGACAGCCAUCACCGCUGGCUCGGCCAUGGCUGGAGCGCAUCAUGCACACGAGCAUGCUCAUCGUCGUCACCGUCUUGCUCAUAAUGCAGAAUUGAAGGCUAGAGAGGUUGACGCCCAGGCCAACCCUGCGGUCAGCACCAAGACUAUCGUCAACCUCGAGGUCGUCACCAUGUACACCACUAUCACGCAACUCCCUCCCGCCCACAAGCCAACUACCACCGUGGCAGCCGCAGAGGCUUCCACUGCUGACAGGCAGACGCUCGCAAGCGUCAACCUCGACGUCGCUGUGAACCUUCUGGAUGUUCUUUCGGUCUCCACCAGCACAGCGACUACGUUUAGCACUAGCACCAGCAGCGCCACAGUGUCUGCGGCGACCAGCAGCUCCGGCAACAGCGUCAGCUGGACCUCCACCCCUUCCAAUGGCGUGUACUCCACCUCUGGUUUUGGCCAACGCACCAGCUCCUCCGGCUCAGGGAUCGAGUACGUCGGCAACGUCGGCAGCCCCUGGGGCAGCAACAUCAUCGAGGUGACCGCCUCCACAGCCUCGCAGUACAAGUACGUCGUGAAAUUCACGGGCAGCAACACCAGCAACUGGUUCGUCUCGUUCUGGAACAAGAUAGGCCCCGAUGGCAAGAUGGACGGGUGGUACGGUCACUCAGCGCUCAACUUCACCCUUGCGGCUGGCCAGACCAGAUACGUUGCCUUUGAUGAGAACUCGCAGGGUGGAUGGGGUGCCGCUGCGGGCAACUCGCUGCCGACGGAUGAGUACGGCGGGUAUGCCUGUACCUGGGGCGAGUUUGAUUUUGGGAAUACCGGCAACGCUAAGUGGUCUGGGUGGGACGUGUCUGCCAUCCAGGCGCAGAAUGCGGGUCUGACGGUGCAGGGGAUGAGAAUCUGUAAUCACAAGGGGGCUGAUUGCUCGUAUAUCACGACUAAUGCCGCCAAGGUGGUGAAUGCGUACACGGCGGCGGAGGCGUCUGUGGAUGGUAUCGGAGGUAGUGUGAGUGCUGGCGCGGUGAGGUUGGUGGUUGACGUUGAUUACAGUGGUUGAGUUAUUUGGGCUUCGACUGUAUAUAGAUAUUCGAUGGGUAAAUAGGUUUUUCGGAUGUAUACAUUGAUAUAUAUCUUGCUCUUAGAUAGCGCUUCAUUUGCCCGCGCAAAAGCUGU
Molecule: messenger RNA, 1565 nt
Organism: Aspergillus novofumigatus IBT 16806
Lineage: Eukaryota; Fungi; Ascomycota; Eurotiomycetes; Eurotiales; Aspergillaceae
Product: putative allergen Asp F4-like
Exons: 1
Coding region: 376-1449 (357 amino acids)
Cellular component (GO): extracellular region
Molecular function (GO): IgE binding
Source: RefSeq, a predicted model, not a curated record